CUACCACUGGACUCUGCUCAGCAAGUGUUAUACCCUACGAGCUGCGUGGCACACUCUUCACUCCCUUUCACGGUUGCCAAUGAGGAGAACGAACACACUCCUCCGCACCUUGCCGCACUUCCUCACAUGGCGCGCCUUCCGCUUCCGCACCUUCGCCACCACCAAGCACCUCGAGACCUUCACGGAGCAAUUCGAAAUCGGCUCGAGCGUGAUCACGCUCGAGACCGGCAAGAUCGCUCGCUUCGCCAACGCCGCCGUCGUUUUGGCAAUGGAAAACACCAACGUCCUCUCCACCGUCACCGCCUCUAAAGCCAACGACGCCGUUCGCGAUUUCUUACCUCUCACCGUGGAUUAUCAAGAGAAGCAAUUCGCGCAAGGCGUGAUUCCGACUUCGUUCAUGCGGAGGGAAGGUGCUCCGAGAGAGCGUGAGCUCUUGUGUGGUCGAAUCAUCGACCGGCCAAUUCGGCCGCUGUUUCCACCGGGAUUUUACCACGAGGUUCAGGUAAUGGCGAGUGUUCUUUCUUCCGAUGGAAAACAAGAUACGGAUGUGUUAGCAGCUAAUGCAACUUCAGCUGCUCUUAUGUUAUCAGAUAUUCCUUGGGGUGGUCCCAUUGGAAUGGUUCGAAUUGGUAGGAUAUGUGGACAGUUUAUAGUAAAUCCUACCAUGGAUGAGCUUAAGUUAAGUGAUCUUAACUUGGUGUAUGCUUGUACAAAGGACAAAACUUUGAUGAUUGAUGUGCAAGCUCGUGAGAUAUCUGAUAAAGACCUAGAAGCUGGGUUAAGACUGGCUCACCCAGAGGCUGUUAAGUAUAUUGAACCUCAAAUCAGACUUGCUGCUAAAGCUGGCAAAUCUAAGAAGGAAUACAAAUUGUCAAUGCUGUCUGACAAUACAAUGGAGAAAGUUCGUAAUAUAGCAGAGGCACCAAUCGAAGCAGUUUUUACCAAUCCUAGCUAUGGAAAGUUUGAACGUGGAGAAGCAUUAGAAAAUAUUGCACAAGAUGUAAAGAGAGUGCUCGAGGAAGAAGGUGAUGAAGAAAGCUUAAAAGUCUUGUCAAAGGCAGUAGAUACUGUGAGGAAGAAGGUGGUUCGUAAAAGAAUUAUUGCAGAAGGAUACAGACUUGAUGGAAGACAGCUCGAUGAAGUAAGGCCUUUGUAUUGUGAAGCUGGAUAUGUUUCCAUGUUACAUGGAUCUGCACUAUUUUCCCGUGGAGAGACACAGGUCUUAUGUACAGUAACACUUGGAGCACCUACAGAUGCUCAACGCUUGGAAUCUGUAGUCGGUCCUCCAACAAAGCGAUUUAUGCUUCACUAUAGUUUUCCUCCCUUCUGCAUAAAUGAAGUUGGUAAACGUGGUGGUCUGAACAGGCGUGAAGUUGGUCAUGGAACUCUUGCUGAGAAAGCUCUUCUUGCUGUUUUGCCCCCUGAAGAUGAUUUUCCAUAUACUGUUCGUGUCAACUCUGAAGUCAUGGCUUCAGAUGGUUCGACAUCAAUGGCAACUGUAUGUGGAGGUAGUAUGGCUUUGAUGGAUGCUGGCAUUCCUGUACGUGAACAUGUUGCUGGGGUUUCUGUGGGUCUUGUCAGUGAGCUUGAUCCAUCCACUGGCGAAAUAGCAGAUUAUCGUAUCUUGACUGAUAUUCUGGGCUUGGAAGACCAUCUGGGUGACAUAGACUUCAAGAUUGCUGGAACUCGAAAAGGAGUUACGGCUAUUCAAUUGGAUAUAAAACCAGCAGGGAUUCCUCUGGAUAUCGUAUGCGAAUGUUUAGAACCUGCACACAAAGCUCGUCUUCAAAUUCUUGAUCACAUGGAACAAGAAAUCAAUGUACCUCGUAACAAGAAUGACAGUACUUCUCCACGACUAGCCACCUUAAAGUACAACAAUGAUGCUCUUCGUCGCCUAAUUGGACCAAUGGGUGCUCUAAAGAGAAAAAUGGAAGAGGAAACAGGUGCACGGAUGUCUGUAGGUGAUGGAACACUUACAAUAGUUGCUAAGAAUCAAUCUGUAAUGGACAAAAUACUAGAAAAGAUUGAUUUUAUUGUGGGCCGUCAAAUUGAAGUUGGAGGCAUCUACACAGGUAUUGUCACCACUAUAAAAGAGUAUGGAGCUUUUGUGGAGUUUAAUGGUGGCCAGCAGGGCCUACUCCACAUUUCUGAGUUGUCACAUGAACCGGUUUCCCAAGUUUCAGAGGUUGUCUCUGUUGGCCAGAAGCUGUCUUUGAUGUGCAUAGGCCAAGAUGUUCAUGGUAACAUUAAAUUAUCCCUUAAAGCAACUUCGCCUCGUCCUGGAGGAUUGGAGACUAAUGAUGCAGUUGAAGAAUCUGUUGCAUCUGCAAAAGAAACAGCCAACAUUUGGGCACCAGUUGGGAAUGUGUCUAGUACACAAGAACAAAAUUCUGCUCAUGAGUUGUCUUUAGGCAAUCUUGAGUUGGGUAAUGCAAAAUCCCAAACCUCCCAAGUUCCGGUAAUUUUAAUACGCAGUGCUGCAGAGUGCGAUGAAGAGGAGAAAUCAUCCAGCUUGAAUCUGUCUUCAAAAAGUCCUCAUGUAGAUAAUGGGGUACAAUUGGAUCGCAAGUCAAAAUCUCGAUCUCAAAAUGCAAAAUCUCGUAGAUCUCAAGAUGUUGAUGCUCCAUCUUCUCAUUCAGGUCCCUUGCCUUAUAAGAAGUCGAAACCUUCAAUGCAGAAAGAGUCAAAAUCUGAUAUUCAAAAGCCAAAAGGGGAUGCGCAGGAACCUAAAGAUAAGGUAACUGCAGAAGAUCUGAAACUCGGAACUCAAGUAACUGCCAAAGUCUCUCAAAUUCGUGCACAUGGGUUAGUGUUGGACUUGGGUGGAGGACUUCGAGGAAUGUACCGGUUUGAGGAAAAUAACAAAAGGGACUUUAAAAUAGGCGAUGAGAUGCGAGUUGUGUGCUCAAGCUUUUCUAGCAAGGGAAUUCCAGUAUUGUCUUUUGUGAAUGAUCAAUAACUUCCUAAUGGUAAUUCCUUUCAUUAGAGAGCCCAUGGAUUUAUAUUCCCAUGGUUUGGAAAAAAGUUCUUCAAGCAGUGUAAGUAACACCAAUGAUUUUACUGAAAAUCUGGUAUUGGGUGACGCUUAUUAACAUCAAUUUGACCAAUGGUUUUACUAUGGACGCUUAUUAACAUCAAUUAACGGUAUGAAGCUUGGGAAAGCUGUUGGAAAAUGGGGUCUUUGAGAUGCUUGAUGCAAGUUUGCCAUCAUGACUUCCAUUUCACACUUAGACAUUGAGUGGUGAACGUCCAUAGUAUUUGAUAUAAAUGUGUAAGGGCUAUUCUUCAUUGAUCUUCUCUGGGUUUUGACGCCCAAGUUGAUUUAACAUAUGUUGAUUAAAUUAAAUGGUGUGGCAACUGUUGUGGGGACUAGAGUUUACCAUAUUCACGACCUAGCUGUCAAUACCAUUGCUUACACUGAAGGAAUUCCAAACCCCCAUUUAUUUGAAUGAUUUUUUUGGCUGUCAUCUCAUUUCGUUUUUAAUUGGUAUCCUCAACAUUUAAAUGUAUGACUCAUCUAAGCCUUUAAAUUUUGGACAUUAGUAUGUUAUUAUUCUCAGUUCCCCCGA
This is a messenger RNA of Glycine soja, 3569 nucleotides long. Its product is annotated as polyribonucleotide nucleotidyltransferase 2, mitochondrial. Gene Ontology annotation, cellular component: cytosol; mitochondrion; chloroplast stroma. Gene Ontology annotation, biological process: mitochondrial RNA 3'-end processing; mitochondrial mRNA catabolic process. The record is from RefSeq and is a predicted model, not a curated record. NCBI's taxonomy places the organism in Eukaryota, Viridiplantae, Streptophyta, Magnoliopsida, Fabales, Fabaceae. Gene Ontology annotation, molecular function: RNA binding; 3'-5'-RNA exonuclease activity; polyribonucleotide nucleotidyltransferase activity. The transcript has 16 exons. Bases 80 to 2959 code for a protein of 959 amino acids.